CCGCCACCCCGGGAGCGAGUCAUGGUGGCUGCACUGGUGGCGGCGUGGCUGCUCCUGGCGGCCGCGGCCUGCGCGCAGCGGGAGCAGGACUUCUACGACUUCAAGGUGGUCAACAUCCGGGGCAAGUUGGUGUCGCUGGAGAAGUACCGCGGGUCGGUGUCCCUGGUGGUGAACGUGGCUAGCGAGUGUGGCUUCACAGACCAGCACUACCGCGCCCUGCAGCAGCUGCAGCGGGACCUAGGGCCCCACCACUUCAAUGUGCUUGCUUUCCCCUGCAACCAGUUUGGCCAGCAGGAGCCCGACAGCAACAAGGAGAUCGAGAGCUUCGUCCGCCGCACCUACAGUGUCUCUUUCCCCAUGUUUAGCAAGAUCGCAGUCAUCGGCACUGGUGCCCACCCUGCCUUCAAGUACCUGACCCAGACUUCUGGGAAGGAGCCCACCUGGAACUUCUGGAAGUACUUAGUGUCCCCAGACGGGAAAGUGGUAGGGGCUUGGGACCCAACCAUGUCGGUGGAGGAGAUCAGGCCUCACAUCACAGAACUCGUGAGGAAGCUCAUCCUGAAGAAGCGAGAAGACCUGUAACCACUUUCCCUCCUCUCCCACUGUCCCCUUCGCCCCCCCAUCUUGCAUGGGUGACCAAAGCAAACUCAAAUGGUGCUUCAGAGGGAGAGCCCAUUGACUCCUCCCUCCAUUCUUAUUCCUCCUAGGCCAUCACUCCUGCAGGGGAAUAAUUCUAGUAUUUUGAUGAUUUGAAUCUUAGAGCAACCACUAGGAACUCCUGGCCAAUGAGAGCUCUUGACCAGUGAAUCACCAGCCAUUAAGAACCUCUAGCCCCUGAAAACAUGUGGCAAAUAGAAGUAUAUCAAGCAAUAAUCUCCUACCUAUUAAGAACUCUGUAAAAUGGGGUCAAUUCCUACCUCACAGGGCUGUUGUGAGGAUUAGGAUGAAAGACCUAUGAAUGUGCCUGGGGCAGUGCCAGCUCAAUAGGAGGCAUUCAAUAAAUAUUUUUUGCAUAUAAACCAAAAAAUAACUUGUGAUCAAUAAAAACCUGCACCCACAUGAAUUUCCAGCCAUUGACAAUCCAGGCUAGACAUUUAUAUGUUGUUGUUGUUGUUUUCUGGUGUAUUCUUUUUUUAAUUACAAAAGUAAUUCAAAUUCAUUAUAAGAUAAUACAGGGUGAUGUAAAAUGAAAAUGAAAGUAUCCCGCUCAUUUUCUAUACUCUCACUCCCUGGAGGUAAAACUAUUUGCAAUUUGGUACAAAGCCUUCCAAGCCUUUUUUAAUCAAACUAAUCAUUAUUUCCCAAAAAGAAUUCACUGACCAAAAGUAAACUACAAUAGCAAAUAGGCAAAGGAUAUGAACAGAUAAUUCACAGAAGAAUACAGACGGGUAAUAAGAAUGUGAAAAGAUGUUCAGCCUCAUUCAAGUUGGAAAGAUUUUUUAAAUGAUAAUACCCAUUGUUGGUAAGGAUGUGGGGAAAUGGGCUUUUGCAUAAACUGUUGAUGGGACAACAAACUGGCACAAGUUUUUGGAGGGUGAUUUGGUAAUAUCUUUUAAAACAAAUGUUCAUACCCUUUGAUCCAUCAUUUCUGCUUCUAGAAGACUCCCAAACUGUGCAAAUAAUGUGUACGAUAAUAUGUAUGUAUACUGUUCAUAAUAGUGGAAAUUGGAUUCAAGUCUUGUGUCCAUCAAUAUGGCCUGGUAAUAAAUUAUGGUAC
Diceros bicornis minor is the source of this 1717-nucleotide messenger RNA. RefSeq names its product glutathione peroxidase 7 (gene GPX7). The record is from RefSeq and is a predicted model, not a curated record. The coding region runs from base 22 to 582 and encodes 186 amino acids. Gene Ontology annotation, biological process: response to oxidative stress. The transcript is spliced from 3 exons. NCBI's taxonomy places the organism in Eukaryota, Metazoa, Chordata, Mammalia, Perissodactyla, Rhinocerotidae. Gene Ontology annotation, molecular function: glutathione peroxidase activity.